CUCACUUUCUAGAGGAAGCACAGACAACAUUUCUUCCCUCCUUCACCCUCGAACAAGCUCCAGAACUCUUGUCGCCCAGCAUGGCUCUGCCUAAGCGUAUCAUCAAAGAGACGGAGCGUCUCAUGGCCGAGCCGGUACCCGGAAUCAGUGCCGUCCCUCACGAGGACAACCUCCGCUACUUCGAUGUCGAGAUCCACGGACCUACACAAUCUCCGUAUGAAGGCGGUGUCUUCAAGCUCGAGCUCUUCCUUCCCGACGACUACCCCAUGACACCCCCCAAGAUUCGCUUCCUUACCAAGAUCUUCCACCCUAAUGUCGACAAGCUGGGCCGCAUCUGCCUCGACGUUCUGAAGAACAACUGGUCCCCUGCCCUCCAGAUCCGCACCAUUCUUCUGUCAAUCCAGGCCCUCCUCGGUGCCCCGAACCCCGACGACCCCCUUGCCGCCGAUGUCGCGAAGAGCUGGAAGGAGGACGAGCAGGCCGCCAUCGCGACGGCCAAAGAGUGGACCACGAAAUUCGCUGUGCCCAAAUAGACGAGGAAACAUUGGAGAGCCGUGAGGCUGUGCUGCGCUUUGGGGGAAAAGGCAGACGACGGCGCGUGGAAGAACAGCUACGGCAGGAGCCAAUGCAAACACAUUUUCCCUAGACCGAGUUUUAGGCGGACACUGCAGAGACGAUGCAGCCACCCUGCUGCCUUGACUUGUAGAACGGGGGCUGAUUUGGACGUUCAGGACCUGGAGUUGCAAUCUUGAGAUAUGGC
Molecule: messenger RNA, 760 nt
Organism: Colletotrichum godetiae
Lineage: Eukaryota; Fungi; Ascomycota; Sordariomycetes; Glomerellales; Glomerellaceae
Product: ubiquitin-conjugating enzyme E2 35
Exons: 4
Coding region: 81-533 (150 amino acids)
Source: RefSeq, a predicted model, not a curated record